Messenger RNA from Aureobasidium melanogenum CBS 110374, 909 nucleotides. RefSeq names its product NmrA-like family domain-containing protein. The record is from RefSeq and is a predicted model, not a curated record. The coding region runs from base 1 to 909 and encodes 302 amino acids. NCBI's taxonomy places the organism in Eukaryota, Fungi, Ascomycota, Dothideomycetes, Dothideales, Saccotheciaceae. The transcript has 2 exons.
AUGUCCAAGUUGAUUACUGUGUUCGGAGCCACUGGCAACCAAGGUGGCUCUGUCAUCAAGCACAUCCUCGCUGAUAGUCAGCUCUCCUCUGAAUUCAAGAUUCGUGGCAUCACUCGCGAUGUCAGCAAGCCCGCUGCCAAAGCACUCGCAGACAAGGGAGUUGAAUUGGCAACUGCCGACAUGAGCGACAAAGCCUCAGUCGCAAAAGCCAUCAAAGGCUCUCAUACAGUUUUUCUCGUAACCAACUACUGGGAAUCUGCAAGCCCUGAUGUUGAGCGCAGCCAAGGCAUCAAUGUCGCCGACGCAGCAAAGGAAGAAGGAGUCCAGCACCUCAUCUUCUCCUCUCUGAUCAACGUCACCGAAGCAACCGGAGGGAAGCUCAACCAUGUACCUCACUUCGACUCGAAGAACGACAUAGAAAAGCACAUUCGCAGCACCGGUAUCCCCUGUACCUUUGUACUGCCAGGCUACUUCAUGUCCAACUUCAGCAGCCAAUUCAACAAAGACGAAGACGGCGUCUACAACUGGGCCCUGCCAGUCAGCGAAAACGCCCAAUUUCCUCUCUUCGACGUCUCAGAGGACACUGGCAAGUUCGUCAAGGCAGUUCUCAAGAAUGCUGAUAAGAUGAAUGGCAAGCAAGUUCUUGCUGCCACUGCUUACUACACUCCCAAGCAGAUCGUUGCAGACUUUGAAGAGGCUUCUGGUCAAAAGGCUAGAUAUAUUCAGAUCUCGGGUGAUCAGUUCAAGUCUUAUGUGCCUGAAUUCAUGGCCGAGGAGAUGCUUCAGAACCAUAUCUUGCUCGAUACUACUGGCUACUAUGCCGGAGCUAGCUUGGAUGAGAGUCUGAAUCUCCUCGAGGAGAAGCCUAUUACCUGGAAGGAGUUUGUCAAGAAGAAUGGUAUCUGGUAA